Messenger RNA from Archocentrus centrarchus (flier cichlid), 1906 nucleotides. RefSeq names its product elongator acetyltransferase complex subunit 4 (gene elp4). The record is from RefSeq and is a predicted model, not a curated record. Gene Ontology annotation, biological process: tRNA wobble uridine modification. The transcript is spliced from 10 exons. The coding region runs from base 14 to 1240 and encodes 408 amino acids. NCBI's taxonomy places the organism in Eukaryota, Metazoa, Chordata, Actinopteri, Cichliformes, Cichlidae. Gene Ontology annotation, cellular component: elongator holoenzyme complex; cytoplasm; transcription elongation factor complex.
CGUUCCUGACAGUAUGGCAGCUCCCGUGAACAGUGUGGGUAAACCCUCAGUUGAACGUCCACCGUUCAAUAGCACGAGUUUUCAGAAGAAAACAAGGAGCAAGUUAAUAUCCAUACCUGGUACCAGACCUUCGGUUCAAAAUGGACAGCUCCUAGUCUCCACCGGUGUCACGUCACUCGACUAUCUGCUCGGUGGUGGGUUAGCAGUUGGAACAGUGCUUCUCAUAGAGGAGGACCGAUUUGAUAGCUACUCUCGCAUGAUCCUCAAGUACUUCCUGGCAGAAGGAGUGGUGUGUCGGCAUGAACUUUUUGUCGCGGCAGCUCAAGAUAACCCUGAUGACAUCUUACAGGAACUCCCAGCUCCCAUCUUGGAUGAUGUGGCCAUUCACAAGCCUGUGGAACAGCCCAGACUGUCUUGUGAACCUCAGGAUAAUUUGGAUGCUAUGAAGAUUGCCUGGCGGUAUCAGAAUCUUCCUAAAGUACAGAGUGCCCUGGCCUCUUCUUCCCGAUUUGGCCAUUACUAUGACGUUUCCAAGACAAUGGAGCCAGAAAUUCGCCAGGCAGCCAAGUGCCACCGCUUCUACCUUCCAGAACAUCCCACCCAGUCAUCAACCACACACAGUCACAUGAUUGAGCCUUACUCUGCGGUGCUGAAGUCACUUCAAGAGGUCAUACAAAGAGAAGGCUUUGAUUUGUCUACCCCCAUGUCAGUAUCACGAAACAUCCUGCGUGUUGGGCUUCACUCUCUUGGUUCGGCUCUAUGGGGUGAUGACCUGAGUUGCCAUGACAACCCAAGGCAUGGCCACGCCCUGACUACCUUUCUUUAUGGACUGCGUGCCUUACUGAGGUCAUCACUGUCAGUUGCAGUAGUUACUGUUCCUUCUCAUCUUAUCCAGGACAGGGCUCUAAUGGGCAGCAUAACCAGGCUAUGUGACAAUGCCAUAGCCUUGGAAUCAUUCAAAGGCUCUGAGAGAGAGACCAACCCUCUCUACAAAGACUACCAUGGCCUUCUGCAUGUACGCCAGGUACCUCACCUGAACUGUCUGGCGAGCCAACUCCCCGACCACAAGGACCUGGCCUUUAAGCUCAAGAGAAAGCAGUUCAGUAUUGAGAGACUGCAUUUGCCUCCAGACUUGUCUGAGACAGUGAGUCGUGUGAGCAGGGGGGAGCUGGCAGGAGCGGCCGCGGUGGCGUCAGCCUGUAGCUCUGGCACUUCCGGCAACAAACACCUGGACUUCUAGAGCUCCCACACAGUCGCCAUAGGCAACCAACACCUGGAAUGCCGCGGUGUUGUCCUCUUUACUGCGGUGACCAGGUUGUUCCCUUGCCCACGUAAUGUCAACAGCGAUAACCCUGCCAGCCAUUACCACCUGCCAACUGACCCAGCCAGGGGUGAAGAUCUAAACAUCCACAGUACCCCGUCUCAUAACCGACAGAUUUCAUCCUAUAUUUCACAGCACUUUUUAUAUACACUUAAUGUACACUUCAUAACUCUGCCAGCUGAUAUUCAUACAUUCAACACUGUCAUGACAAACACAUUUCACUCGUGUUGCUAGCAAAUCUUUUAUCCCCACGGUUUGCUGUUUUCCCUGUGAGCUGCAGAAACAUAGGCGCACUGUGUUGUUUUGAAAUGUUACGUAAAGCGAAAUGGCUGGUAGGGUGAUGAUUACUUAACCUAAAUAAAAUCCAAGCUGGAUAGUUAUUUAAGGUUUGGUACAUUUUGUUAGUUAUUUGUUGUUUUUUCUGCCUUCAGGGAAUUUGUUUACAAGCAAAGUGUAACCAUGAUUUUUUUUUUUUUUUACUUUUAAAGACUGACAGUCGUAGCAAACAAUAAAUAAUUUAACUAAACCCCAGGCCACUCUUGACUCACUCCACAGUUUAGAAAAGUCUAUAAAUAUAAUUUAUUU